GAGCCACCCCGCCCGCCGGUUGCCCGGAGCAGCGGCCGAGGCCCGCGGGGCUGAGGAGCGGGCGGCGCCGAGAGGUGGGGGCGCGGGGCUCCGGGGUCCCUGUGGGGGACUCCAGGACGUCAGGGCCUCCAGCCAUGCAGCAGCUGGGCCGCCCCAGGCCUGACUGGGAGCCCAUUCGGGUUCUCUCCUCUGUGUUUCGCUGGGGACGUGUGACUGCACAUCCCUGACGCUGGGUGCCUGCAGCCCCUGGAGAAACCCUCUCCGGCUGGGCUCUGCUGCCGUCGUCGUCGGUGAGGCCCCUGGAUUAUGCCGUCCAAGGCGGGCUGCCUGGGGCGCUCGCAGGCGCCUCCCCCGCAGCCCCCCGCCCACGCACGUCUGCGGCCUGCAGGCAGAAUGCUGCGGGGCCACCUGAACACAGACAAAGACCUCGCCCUCCACCCAGGGUCCCCGCCUCCCGACAACAAGAGUCCAGUAAAGGUCAGCUCUGAGGACCCACAGGCUAAGGCAAAACCCUUCACCCCAAAGCCGCCGCCACCGAGGCCCAAGCUGGAGCGGGCGCUGUCCUUGGAUGAGAAGGGCUGGAGGAGGAGACGUUUUCAAACCAGCCAGGAGGACCUGGCCGCCCAGAAUGGGGCCAGCCCUUCCAGGGGCUCCUUGCAGGAAGGAGUCCCCGGGCCCCCCGCCCACACUUGCUCCCCGCCCCGGCUGAGCUCCUCCUUGCAGGAGAUCCCCACCUCCCGCAGGGCCCCAGGCAGAGCCCGAGGGAGCCCCUCUUCAUUGGGUAACAGCGCCUCCUUGGACCUCCUGUACCGGGAAGGCGCCUCGGCAGGGAGCACCCCAAGGCUGGCCAGUGGGCUUCCCUCCUGCCCGCUGCCCGCCCUGGACUGGAACUUUGCCUCCAACUCCCUGCGGACGGCAAACAAGGUGGACGCGGAUCACGCGGACUACAAGCUCCACCUGCAAACCAGGCUGUUCCGGGCCCACAGCAGCUUGGGCCCCGGCCAGCCCCCGAGCCCCCUGGCCUGCGACCACUGCUCCCUGCACUCUGCCAAAUCCUCCUUCAGCCUCCUGGCACCCGUUCGCGCCAAGGACGUCCGCAGCAGGAGCUACCUGGAGGGCAGUCUCCUGGCGAGCGGGGCCCUGAUGGGGGCUGAGGAGCUGGCCCGGUACUUCCCGGACCGGAGUGUGGGCCUCUUCGUGGCCACAUGGAACAUGCAGGGCCAGAAGGAGCUCCCCCCAAACCUGGACGAGCUCCUGCUGCCCGCUGAGGCCGACUACGCCCAAGAUCUGUAUGUCGUCGGGGUCCAGGAGGGCUGCUCCGACAGGCCGGCCUCCGCUUCCUCCCACAGGCGGGAGUGGGAGACGCGCCUGCAGGAGACGCUGGGCCCCCAUUACGUCAUGCUGCACUCGGCUGCCCACGGGGCGCUCUACAUGUCCGUGCUUCUCCGUAGGGACCUCAUCUGGUUCUGCUCAGAGGUGGAGAGCUCCACGGUCACCACACGCAUUGUGUCUCAGAUCAAGACCAAGGGGGCCCUGGGUGUCGGCUUCACCUUUUUCGGCACCUCCUUCCUCUUCAUCACGUCCCACUUCACCUCCGGCGACGGGAAGGUCAGCGAGAGGCUGCUGGACUACAGCAAGACCAUCCAGGGCCUGGCUCUGCCCAAGAACGUGCCGGACACCUGCCCCUACCGCUCCGACUCAGCGGACGUCACCACCCGCUUCGACGGGGUGUUCUGGUUUGGAGACUUCAACUUCCGCCUGAGUGGGGCGCGUGUGGCCGUGGAGGCCAUCCUGAAGCAGGACCUGGGCGUGAGCGUGCCGGCCCUGCUGCAGCUCGACCAGCUCACCCGGGAGAUGAAGAAAGGGUCCAUCUUCAAGGGCUUCCAGGAGCCGGACAUCCACUUCCUCCCAUCAUACAAGUUCGACAUUGGGAAGGACUCGUACGAUACCACGUCCAAGCAGAGGACGCCGUCCUACACGGACCGCGUCAUGUACCGAAGCCGCCACAGGGACGACAUUUGCCCCAUCAAGUACUCCUCCUGUCCUGGGAUCAAGACGUCUGAUCACCGGCCUGUGUACGGCCUGUUCCGGGUGAAAGUGAGGCCAGGGAGAGACAACAUUCCGCUAGCUGCCGGCAAGUUUGACCGCGAACUGUACUUGAUAGGAAUUAAAAGACGGAUUUCCAAAGAAAUUCAGAGACAGCGAGCCCUGAAGACUCAGCACUCCAGCACUGUCUGUACCGUGUCUUGAGGACGUUUGCUGGAGGGCUGUCACCUACCAUGUGGGAGGGAAUUGGACCAGAAACCCUGGACAGGAUGGAGGAGGUUGCCGUUGGGACCGCUCAGCCUUGGGGGACGCUGAUGAGCCACAGCUGGAGGCUGUCCUGCUUCCCUGACAGGAACCCCAGGAGGUCAGUGACCACGGCGAGAGCGGGCCGUGAGGGACAGCACCCCAUCCCUGACCGGAGCCAGUCUGCUCACUCACAAGUGGCCACUGCAGCUACCCCAACUUCCCUCCCUCAGGGUGUGCGUGCGGAGCUUGGGCCUGGACAUCGGUCAUGCCACACCUAUCACUGUCCCUCAGUGGCAAAGGUAGCAGCUCACACAUGGAAACCCAGCCGCAGAGCCCGCACUUCCGCCAGCCUCAGCUCUCCCCGACUCCCCCAUGUGUGCAUGCCCGCGGCCGCUCGAGUCCAGACCUCCAUCCUCCUAGCAGGCCUUCCUCACCUGAGCACAGGUGGCCCGGCUCCUGGGAGGCUGCGCCGUGGGGUGACAUGGGGCCCCAGAUCCCAUGGGACACAUGCUAGGACCAAGCUGAGACAGAGUUGGUCACAAGGCUGAAGCCAGACAAUGUCCAGGGAGCAACCGUGGUACCUGCUGCUGGGCCGGGAUGAGAGCGAGACUGAGGUUUCAGGGCAGCACCUGGUCUUAGGGAGCUAGUCUGAACCUCCCGCCGACGCCACCUCCCUCUCCUCUCGGCUUUGCUGGUUUCAGACUGUUUGCUCAGGUCAGGUCAGCCAUGCAGGGGCUUCAUGGAAGCAGUGUCCCUGGGCCUGAAGCUGCUGGAAGCUUCAGUGUCACCACCCUGCCAUGUUCUGGGUUUCGUUUUCUCAAAGGGUUUAGAGCCCGUUAUUGCUCUUUCUGUCUUAUCCCAUCUCUUGAAAAAAAAAGUACGCUUUGAAUGUGGGCAAAUCUAGGGGCAUUCAAUCUAGUCUUUUAAAUUAUUUAUUUUUCCAUAUUUAUAUUUUUAAAUAAAUACACAUAUUGAAUCUUAAACCCUUGAGUCCUAGAAAGAACCUCUGUACGCACGCCCUGUUCUCAGCGUCCCUGUGACACAGGCAACCCGCCUUGCACCUGCUCCCCGCCGGCUGGCGGCAGCCCCACCUUCCGCCUCUGCUGGGUUUGCUCCGUGGCCCCAGGUGUCAGGAAAGCAGACGACUCAGACGUGAGCAGGUGAAGUCGGUUCUGAUGAGUAGUAUAUCCAGCUUUCAGAGUAUCGGUUUCCACAGAAUGAAAUUAGUACACACGCAAUUUUUUGCUACAAAUGGGAGGCAUCCCGUUGAGGGCACAGCCAGCGCCAUCUAACGUCUAGAGCUCACUGAUUGCCUGUGUGUAAAAUCCUGCUCGAAUUGAGAAUGUGCUGUUGAAUUGCGAAUCAAAUUAACUGAAUAUUCCUGUUAAAAGAUUUUUGUGCUGAUGGGGCUUGAAGUGUGAUUUUAUGGAUCCUUUCUGGGCAGUUUCUCUGACUCAAACCAUGGAAAAGGGAUUUUAAUAUGACUGAGGAGACCAAGCUUUGUCUGGGGCGGUCGUUAUACCCAUCGAAUCAGAUUCAUCCAAGUUAAGUGCUUUACUUAAUACCAGCCCUGAGGUUUUAGAUGGAUGGCAUUUCACUUGGAAAGUUAAACAUUCAAACUAAUGCAAAUGAAGCGGCCAGUCUCUGGAAAACAGGCUUCAUAAAGAAUUGUGAAACACUCGCGUGUGAGGGUGGUUUUUGAAGUCCGGCUCCCGCUCCCAGACACACUUUGCUGGUGCCCUGCUCUGGGCUUCAGGGUGACAGCCAGCCUGCCCUCGGCAUGCAUGUUGCUAACGGGCAGGCAGACAAGGGAGAAGACGGCGGAAGUACACUGAGUACUAGGGGCUGUAAGGUGUGGCCACAGGGAGCAGUGAGGGACAAGCGUGGUGACAUCCAGGGCAUGGAGAGGGCGGUCCCAGCUGAGGGGACAGGAGUGUUCCACACAGUGAGCAGGGGCGGUGGCCAGCAGGGAGAGAAAACUUCCCAAACAGACACCUGUGUCAGGUGGUUAGCAGUUAGUUCUAGAAUGUUCGUAAAGCUGCCGGGUCGUUAAAAGCCUCUCUCACUGUGCAGCUUUGAGAGGCUACGUGAGGUGCACCGGACUUCACUUCUUUACGAGCUGUUCCCAUCUUAAUGCAUGCGUUGUGACAGCUGAACUGGUCUCUCUGCACGAGUCCCCAGGUGGUGACC
Rhinolophus ferrumequinum (greater horseshoe bat) is the source of this 4482-nucleotide messenger RNA. It is a transcript of the gene INPP5E, whose product is annotated as inositol polyphosphate-5-phosphatase E. The coding region runs from base 307 to 2250 and encodes 647 amino acids. Gene Ontology annotation, biological process: phosphatidylinositol dephosphorylation. The record is from RefSeq and is a predicted model, not a curated record. The transcript has 11 exons. Gene Ontology annotation, molecular function: inositol-polyphosphate 5-phosphatase activity. Lineage: Eukaryota; Metazoa; Chordata; Mammalia; Chiroptera; Rhinolophidae.